This is a messenger RNA of Dimorphilus gyrociliatus, 2211 nucleotides long. NCBI's taxonomy places the organism in Eukaryota, Metazoa, Annelida, Polychaeta, Dinophilidae. The record is from the annotation of a GenBank genome assembly.
AACAAGUGUCCUUGACCCUAGAAUUUCUAUCUCAACGUCCUGAAAAGAGUCGAUAUAAUGUCGCAAACCGAUGAUAAUGGCCCUUCUCUGGAAGAGAAGAAGAAUUGUAAUUGGAAAGAUAUAACAAAGGACUUUUUUGAAUUAUGUCAACAAUUAAAUGUGGGGGAAUUAGUUCACGAUGUUCAUUUUGGUUUAUUCGAAGCUAUGUCGGCUAUCGAGAUGAUGGAUCCGAAAAUGGAUGCUGGAAUGCUUUGUAAUCAAGUUAAGCGUAAAGUGUAUGAUUUUGAUGAAGCUUUGAAAGCCAAUAUCAUAAAAGAUGAUAAUCUGGAAAGUGAAGAACUAAUCGGUAUUAUUGAUUCAACGUACGCCUGUGUGGUAACUUGGUUAGAAGGGCAUUCUCUAGCCCAAACAGUUUUCACUAAUUUGUAUCUGCAUAACCCAGAGGCUAUAAAAGAUAAAACUUUAAAAUCGUUUUGCACGGCCAUACUCAAGACAGUCGAUUUAAUUAGGGAUCGUAUAAACAAGGCAAGCGUUUUCGAGGAGGAGGAUUUUCAAUCUGUUUCGUAUGGCUUCAAGAUGGCAAGCGAAGUACCCAGUGCCAAAGUUAUUUCUUCUCUUCGGGAAGUGGAAGAUGAGUUUGCAAAGAAAGUUAGGAGUACAAAAGACAAAGGCGAAGACAACGAAACAAGAGCAAAGCAGCACGAACUUUAUAGUGCUAUUUAUUCACGUAUUAAAUUCACUCGUUUUCUAUAUGCAACUCUGUUGGCUUUCUCUAAAGACAAAUGCAGUGGAGUAGAUGAUAUAGAAAAAUAUCUUAAUGGUAUUCUUGAUGUUUUACUGUCUAUGCAAAGCACUAUACACUUAGGAAUUAAGCCGGAGGAAAGAGAAUGUGGUUUACACGAUUACCCAACGAUUAUGGGGUUUGAACCUUUAGUUAAUCAAAGAUUGUUACCUUCAACAUUUCCGAGAUACGCAAAAAUUACGUCGAUCGAAGAUACUAUGAAAUAUCUGUCGGAUAUGUGUACGAGAUUCAAGUUUAUAACUGGUGUAACAAAAUGCACCUUUCUUCAUCAAGCCAUGGAUUUUUUCGAAGACUUUAGCAAAUUGUCUCCUUGUGUCCUAUCUAGGUCACUUUUACACUUACUAGUAUUUCCAAUCAAUCGAAGAUUCUUUGGAAACGAACCUCUUGUUGAUGUUGUUAGGGAUACGAUUCGGAACUUUAUAGCACCACCAGCCCUAGUCCCUAAAUCAAGUAUAGGUAGCAAUCCAGAUGCAAGAGCAUACUGUGAUGCUUUUCUGCAGAGAGCAGCUAAUACUAUAUUACAGCUUGUUAAUAUAUCUGGUCAAAAUAGAGCCAGGCAACGUGAGAAGUUAGCGCAUAUAUUCGAAGAGCUGGCUAACUUGGAAGCUGAAGCCGAUAAACUAGACACCUAUUUACAUAGAUUACUAAUGAAAAAUUCGCAGGGACAAACUGUUGUUUGUUUUGUGACUUGGGUUUUAUAUCAUGUCCUAAAAGCAAUGUUUAAUUAUUUAUAUCUUGGUUUUGAAUUGGAAUUAUAUUCUCCUCAAGAAUAUUAUUAUAUUUAUUGGUAUAUCAGUGAGUUACACUGCUCCUGGUGGAUUCCUACUCUUUCCAGAGCAGAUAAUUUUCUAAUGGAAAGUGAAGCUAUGAUUGAAACUCAAAGUGGCAAAAGUGCUAAAAAAGUGAGAAGACAACAGAAGAAAAAGGGUAAACCUCAUGCUAAAGAAGUUCAUACAGCUCAAAUUCAUCAAAUGCUAUGCAAUGCAUUUUUGAAAGCAUUACUUGGGUUUAUAAGGGCGAAAAAAUUAGAGCUGGCUGACGGAUCUUCUAUAGCUUUUGAUAGUGAAGAAGUUCGAUUCAGAAGGAGAUUUGCACCUUUCCAAGUUUUGAGCAGUCCACAGCCAAUGGCUUAUUGUCAUUUUACAGACACAAUCGAUUUGCAAAGAUAUAAACCUGUGCCCGAACCUGAACAUCUCUUUCAAGCCGCUUGCAAAGGCUUUCAACACGCUAAAGCUUUAAUCGAACAACCUCCUAGCAACCAAACCGAACAAGCUACGGCUUUAUUACGAAUUUGUAAAUAUAACAUUGUUGCCAUGAGCGUUCUUUCUACAGGCAAAAAGGAGUAUGAACGCCCUUUGUUUGACUUUACUGUACAUAAACACUAUCCCAUCAUUACAUUAAAGAACUAA